Messenger RNA from Capsella rubella, 425 nucleotides. RefSeq lists its product as uncharacterized. Bases 126 to 425 code for a protein of 99 amino acids. Gene Ontology annotation, cellular component: ribosome. Gene Ontology annotation, biological process: translation. Lineage: Eukaryota; Viridiplantae; Streptophyta; Magnoliopsida; Brassicales; Brassicaceae. The record is from RefSeq and is a predicted model, not a curated record. Gene Ontology annotation, molecular function: structural constituent of ribosome. The transcript has 2 exons.
CCUAAAUUCUCUGAUGUAAUCUCAUUUCCUCCAUUGCCUCGUUUUUAACCUAGACGUUCUCCUUCACCAGUCAAAUCGGCUCUUUGAUACUCUCCGGCGAGAUUCCGACUUAAACCAAGUAAAAGAUGAACACGAUGGCGAAGCGAGUUACGGGGUUCGUGACUCGGACGAGUCAUAACCACCAGUUGCAGCAAGAGCGAGGGAUACGAGUGAAGGUUUUCUCCGGUAAUCUGGACAAGGCGCUGACGAUUUUGCAGAAGAAGAUGCAAUCAAGUGGUAUGGAGAGGCUUAUCAAAGCAACUCAGACUCAUCACAUUAAGAAUUCGGAGAAGAAGGUUCUUGCUAGGAAGAAUCUCGAACGCAGAAUCAAAUCCAUUGACUUUGCUCGUAAACUACAAUCAAUCCUCAUCAAGAAAGUCAGGUAA